AUGAUUACAUUUUGGAGAAUACGAUUUCUCUUUCGAAUCCUUCGACUCAUCCAUUGUCCAUAUCAGUGUGAUGAUUGCAUUGGUCGUCGUCGAACAAUAUCAUCUGUACCUAAUUGUGAAAACAUUGAACGUUUACCAUGUUUACCAUCAAUAUUAGAUCGACGUGGUCUCUGUGGUCUUCAAAAUCUCGGUAAUACAUGCUUUAUGAACAGUGCUAUACAAUGUUUGAGUAAUGUUCCACAGCUGAAAAACUUCUUUCUAUCCAAUGGUUGGCAAAAACAGAUCAAUGAUAAAAAUCUAUUGGGUACUCAAGGACAAGUGGCUAAAGUUUAUGGUGAACUUAUGUCUGACAUGUGGUUAGCGAAUAAAAAUAGUAUAAUACUACAACAACUAGAGAGAAGUAUGGCCAACUUUGCUGAAAUAUUCACUGGAUUUGCUCAACAAGAUACACAUGAAUUUAUGCAUUUUCUUUUGGAUGCACUUCAUGAAGAUUUGAAGGAUGACAAUAGUGAUUUGUCACCAAUAUCGAAAAUUUUUCAUGGUUGA
Molecule: messenger RNA, 546 nt
Organism: Rotaria sordida
Lineage: Eukaryota; Metazoa; Rotifera; Eurotatoria; Philodinida; Philodinidae
Source: the annotation of a GenBank genome assembly